Molecule: messenger RNA, 548 nt
Organism: Aspergillus uvarum CBS 121591
Lineage: Eukaryota; Fungi; Ascomycota; Eurotiomycetes; Eurotiales; Aspergillaceae
Exons: 1
Coding region: 154-465 (103 amino acids)
Source: RefSeq, a predicted model, not a curated record
UGAAGGGAAACAAACAUUCUUAACCAAGCUAUUCAGGUUUAGACACACUACUCCUAGGAAAGGGUUGAAGUGAAGAAACUCUUUUCCAAUCCUUCUUGUUUGGGGAGGAAAGAAAAGGCUAGCAAGCUAAACCACUAAACCACUAAGAUCAGAAUGGAUGAUGUGUUUGCCCCAUCUCUUUUUCUUUUGGAUUUUUUUUUCUCUCUUUUCCUUCUCGGACAGUUCGCGAAGAACAGAACUUCUUUUCGUCCUUCUUCGGUCCCCCUUGCUUUGGCGCUUCCCGCCGUCCCCUGGCCCCAGUACGACGGCGCCCAGAUUUCUUUGGCAUCUACCGAAUCGCCCGGAGAGGACAGCUUCCCACCCCAACACAAAACCCACCCAGUCAGUCAGUUCCAUUCAUUGGGUGUUUGGUUUUUCUCUUUUGGGGACAUGAUUUGGAACUCUGCUAUUGGACCGCAUGUAUGAUGCGAAGGUUUCUUUUUCGAAACUGAUCCACAAAAACCUACCUUAGAACCUUUUUUUUUGUGGGUGGGGUGCUAAACCAAAAC